Messenger RNA from Daucus carota subsp. sativus, 3363 nucleotides. Its product is annotated as pentatricopeptide repeat-containing protein At3g49740. NCBI's taxonomy places the organism in Eukaryota, Viridiplantae, Streptophyta, Magnoliopsida, Apiales, Apiaceae. Bases 7 to 2328 code for a protein of 773 amino acids. The record is from RefSeq and is a predicted model, not a curated record. Gene Ontology annotation, molecular function: protein binding; RNA binding. The transcript is spliced from 2 exons. Gene Ontology annotation, cellular component: intracellular membrane-bounded organelle. Gene Ontology annotation, biological process: RNA modification.
UUUAAAAUGAUUAGUUCGAUCAUUAUUGGAAGAAAAAGUUUUUCUUCCUUUUUUUUUUUAAAGAAUGAAGACUAUAAAAUAGAUUUAUUUCAUGAAACUGAACAGAGACGGAGCAUGUCCUCCAAAACCCUUGCCGCUGAAAAUGCAGUGACACAACUUAUCCAACUAAACUGCUUACUUGCCGAGUCAACUCGUGCACUCCAUUACUCUAAGACCCUUAAACUAUUUCAACAGAUACAUUCAUCUCAUCACCUCAAACCUGAUCAGUACUCUCUCUCAACAACUCUCUCUGCUUGUGCCAAUCAUCGUAAUACAUUGGUCGGAACUCAACUACAUGUUCACUCCAUUAAGUCUGGCCUCAAACGUUACCCUCAUGUAUCAAACGCUUUGCUAUCUCUGUAUGCAAAAUCCGAAUACCUGGGCUCAGUGAAAAGGGUUUUUGGAGAAAUUAAGACCCCAGAUGUUUAUUCUUGGACGACAUUGUUGUCGGCCUGUUCCAAACUUGGGGAAGUUGAGUAUGCAUGUAAGGUGUUUGACAGAAUGUCUCUGACGGAUGAAGUUUCUGAUGGAAAGCCCGAGAGAAAUGCAGCAGUCUGGAAUGCGGUUAUUACUGGGUGUGCAGAGAAUGGAUAUAAGGAUAUUGCUUUUGGGCUGUUUAAGAGAAUGCAGAUGCUGGGUGUGAGGCAUGAUAAUUAUACAUUUGCUAGUGUUUUGUCAUUGUGCUGUCGAGGGAUUGAGGAGUUUGCCAGGGCAGUGCACUCUUUGGUGAUAAAAACUGGGUAUUUGGUUAAGCCUUCAGUGGUCACUGCUUUGUUGACUAUGUAUUUUGAUAUUGGAAGUGUUGAAGACGCGUAUAAAGUUUUUGAGGUCGGGGAAGGAGAGGGGUGUGAUUGUAUAAGUUAUAAUGCGAUGAUAGCUGGUUUAGCUAGUGCAGGAAGAGAUGUUGAGGCGUUAUGUAUAUUUAAGGAUAUGCAAGAAGUUCAGCUGAGACCUACAGAAUUAACUUUUGUUAGUGUUUUGGGCCUGUGUUCAUGUGCUAGAAUUGCUAUUCAAGUACACGCUCAAAUUAUGAAGAUUGGGUAUGAAAAUUGUACCUCUGUGAGAAAUGCAGCAAUGACGAUGUAUUCCACCUGCGGGGAUCUGGACACUGCUCACACGAUUUUCCAGGAAAUGCAAGAGAAGGAUACCAUAUCUUGGAAUGCCAUUAUAACUGGCUACGCGCAGCGAAAUUUGGCUGGAGCAGCAAUCUUGGCAUAUCAGCAAAUGCAGAGUGAAGGGAUUCGACCGGAUGAGUUCACUGUUGGUAGUCUCUUAGCAAGCACAGAGAUGCUGUUCUCCGUAGAGAUGAUACUAGCUAUUGUAUUCAAAUACGGACUUUUUUCAAAUACCCAAGUUUCCAAUGCAUUACUUUCUGCAUUUUCCAGGUACGGUGAAAUAAAGCAGGCCCGUGUAGUAUUCAAUGGCAUGGGCCAUCGGAAUCUUAUAUCAUGGAACUCAUUAAUAUCAGCACUUCAGUUGAAUGGGUUCCUAUUGGAGGGCUUAGAGGAAUUUUCUGAACUGCUGAAAUCGGAAAUGAGUCCAAAUGCUUAUAGUUUUAGUAUUGCCUUGAGCAUAUGUGCCAACAUUUCUGCCUUGGGACAUGGGAAACAAAUUCAUGGGUACAUUUUAAAAAAUGGAUAUUUUCAACAAACAUCUUUAGGGAAUGCUCUCAUUACCUUGUAUGCAAAAUCUGGAGAUCUAGAUCGGUCUGUGAAAGUGUUCAAUGCAAUGAAUGAAAAAGACAUAAUAUCAUGGAAUUCCAUGAUUUCUGCCUAUGCACAACACGGAGAAGGGAGGGAUGCUGCUCGCUGUUUCCAAGUGAUGCAGGAUUCGGCAGGGAUCAAACCAGACAAGGCAACUUUUACUGCUGUUCUUUCUGCUUGUAGCCACACAGGUCUAGUUGACAAUGGCAUUCACAUUUUCAACUCUAUGGUCAAUAAGUAUGGUUUAGAACCUGGAGUAGAUCACUUCUCUUGCAUUGUAGACUUGCUUGGUAGAGCUGGUCAUCUUGAUGUUGCAGAAAGACUGAUUACAACUAAGCUUAUUGACAUAGAUUCUAAUAUCUGGUGGACAUUAUUCAGUUCUUGUGCAGCUCAUGGGAAUCUUAGGUUGGGAAGAAUUAUAGCCGAAUGUCUUCUUAAAAAAGAACACAAAAAUUCAACAGUGUUUGUUCUUUUGUCAAACAUAUAUGCAGAUGCCAGUCAAUGGGAAGAGGCGGCUAAUAUGAGGGAACUGAUGAAAACAUGUGGGAAGAUAAAACAACCAGGCUGCAGUUGGAUCAGGUCCUAAGCUGUUACGGUGCUUGUACCUAUAUAGUGACUAUGGUUUAUAUGAGUUAGGUGGUGUACAUCUAAGUGCGCAUCUCUGGUUUUUGCUUCAUGAAAUCAGACAAAGAAAGCUUCUGUAGUAAACCAUCAAAUCAAUAUGACAGGUGCAACAUACCUUUACUUUAGAAUACUUAAACGUAUGGUGACAAUAAUAGAAAAGUAUACGGUGAUCAAGUGAGACAUGGCAUAUCUGUAACUUAUAUACAGUAGAAUAUAUAAAGAAAAUUUUUUGAGAUUAAAAAAAGAAAAAAUAAAAGCCAUUGCAAAUUGCACAAGGGAAAAAAUUAGAAACGUAAGACCCGUCUCAAAAGCACACACUCAAAAAGUCCUACCUGGUGGAUAAUUUGCCACGUUUCUCCUGCCUUAACGCAUUGGGUUCUUCCCCGAUAUAUUCAAAACUCUGAAACCCUCUUUGUAAGCUCCACAAGAGGGUUUGUCCGAAGACAACAAAGGAAAGGCCCCAUUACUAUCGGUUUUUAGAAGGUUUGUAAAGUGUGUAAGAAAACAGGUCAUGCAGCUGAUUUUAGGGGCUACUUACAUUAAUUGUCCUAUGAAACCUUGUUUCCUCUGCAAAUUGCCCGGUAACAAGCAUGUUUUUUAUAUUUUUUGUAGGCAUUAAUUUUUUGAACUAGGCGUGAUCUUGGGGUUUUAAAUUUUUUUGACUUGACAAGCUUAGGUUGCUGCGGAUAUCCUUGGAUGAUGAAUUUGUAGGUUUUGAUAUCUCUAGCCAUGGUGAUUAUGCACACAAAAUUCUUCUCCCCGUGAGAGACCGGAGAGCGACAAUGUCAGGCUUUAGGAUAACUCAUGAUAUACCAAAUAUUUCAAUGGUUGAAACUAGAAUUACACUCUCUGCUAUAAUCUUGAAAAUUGAAAUAUACAUCAGCUGGCCAGCAUUGUUCUGUUGUAAACUCUUCGUAUCAUUUCAUCCUUGUUCGUAUAUAAUCAAAUCAUUUUAGUGUUCAAUGUAUAUAAAUUCAUUUCUCCUACAACUUUGAAC